AUGAAGUUUCCUCGGGACUGUGGCUGCGACCGCGCCCGUGCCGGCCGCCGCCGGCCGCCCGCCCUCCGCGCCGCGCUGCUGCUGCCGCCGCCGCCGCCGCUGCUGCUGCUGCUGCUGCUGGUGCCGCGGGCCGCCGGCGGCCCGCUGCCCAACGCGGACUCCUCGGGGGAGGCCGAGCUGGAGGAGGCGGCGGAUCGGCGGGCGGCGCUGCCCAACAGCCUGAACCUGGCGCGGCUGCUGCACCACCGGGCGACACAGCUGCAGAACGAGGUGGGUACCGCUCACACGGCCGGCCCGGCCGGAGCUGCCUCCUGACAAGGUGCGACCAAACCUCUCCGUGUCUCUCCCCAGAUGUGCGAGAAGUUUACCGUCUGCCAGAACAGCGUAGAAAUCCUCCUCCACAACAACCUCAACCUCCCCAAGGUGACGAAGGAAGAUGGGUGUCUGCUCGCCGGCUUUAAUGAGGAUAAAUGCUUGAGAAAAAUCUCCAGCGGACUUUAUACAUUUCAGACAUACCUCAAAUACAUACAAGAAACUUUUAUUAGUGAACACCAAAAUGUUAAAUCGCUAUCCUAUAAUACAGAGCGCCUGGCACACAUCAUAAAACAGAUGGUGAUCAAUCCUGAAGAAGUGAUCAUCCCAGAUGCAGCUACCCAGGAAUCCCUCCACACAAAGCUGAAGUCCAUUAAGGCCUGGACAGAGAAAAUCACCAUCCAUCUCAUCCUCCGAGACUUUACUUCAUUUAUGGAGAAGACAGUGAGGGCUGUGCGCUAUUUGCAAAACACCAGGAGUUUCAGUGCUUGA
Molecule: messenger RNA, 804 nt
Organism: Camarhynchus parvulus
Lineage: Eukaryota; Metazoa; Chordata; Aves; Passeriformes; Thraupidae
Gene: IL6
Product: interleukin 6
Exons: 4
Biological process (GO): positive regulation of cell population proliferation; immune response; T-helper 17 cell lineage commitment
Cellular component (GO): extracellular region
Molecular function (GO): interleukin-6 receptor binding; growth factor activity; cytokine activity
Source: RefSeq, a predicted model, not a curated record